UGUUUGGUCGGGAAUUGGCACUUAUGCGACGGCAAAAAGCGCGCGACGCGGCGGGAGCGAGGUGGAGCCGAGUGCGCCGGUGCCGCGGCCGGGCCGCAUCACUGGAGCACCGAAGAAGGGUCCGUCAGUCGCGGGUCAGCCGCUCCGAACGCCGGAGUCACUCGCCUCCACCUGCCCUGUCCUGUCCUGCCUUCACUGCAUGGCUUCCCGAUGAGCAAAGUCAGCCCGCAGACCGAAUCAAUGUAUCCAGCCGACUUCACCAUGGAAACGGCGCAGAAGAGGAAGACGCGCUACCAAGUCUCCCAACCGGUGGCCCUGGCGCUGCUGGCGGCAGCGCUUUUAGCUAUCUUUCUCUCUGGCUUUGUAACCUACAAAGUCUACAGCUGCAAGUCAGAGGAUUCGGGAAAUAUUUCAAACGAACUGAACAAAGGUCACACAACUGCCAAGUUGACCGACGUCCGGCUACCAACAUCCGUGGUGCCAGACAGUUACCUGGUCAAACUGGUGCCGCACCUCUGGGGUGAACGGUCCAACUUCACCUUCUCAGGCUUUGUCAGGAUCAAAGUCAACGUGACUGAAGAAACUUCAAGAAUUACUCUCCAUUCAAACAAUCUUAAUAUUUCAAAAGAAUUAACUCAAGUAUUUGGUCCUAACAAUGAGACUAUUACUGUCACGUCUCAAAGCAGAGACGAAGCUAGACAGUUCCACAUCAUUCACACAGGUUCUUCACUGCAAAAAGGGCUUAGUUAUACCGUGGAAAUAACAUUUGACGGUAUACUGAAUGAUCUCCUGCAGGGUUUCUACCGUAGCUCUUACCAGCAAGAUAACGAGACAAAGUGGAUCGCAACAACACAGUUCCAGCCCACCGAUGCUCGCCAAGCAUUUCCCUGUUUUGAUGAACCGGGACUAAAAGCAAGAUUCUCAAUCAGCCUUGCUCGGCCUAAAGAACUGAUGGCUGUGUCGAACAUGCCUAAAACGAACAACAUAUCUGAACCAGUUGAAGGUAUGCCAGGCUGGGAGUGGGAUCACUUUGAAGAGAGCGUUCCCAUGUCGACCUAUCUGGUUGCCUUUGUUAUUUCCGAGUUCUCCAAAAUGGACAACGGAUCGUUCUCCGUUUGGUCCAGGAGAGACGCCAUCAAACAGGCCGAAUAUGCUCUGCAGGUUGGGCCAGCCAUCCUCAAGUAUUUUGAGAAAUACUUCAAGAUUCCCUUCCCGCUGCCCAAGAUGGAUAUGGUAGCGUUGCCCGACUUUGCUGCAGGUGCCAUGGAAAACUGGGGCCUCAUCACAUACAGAGAAACCGCAAUGCUGUACGAGGAAGGUGUUUCUGCAAGCAGUAGCAAGCAACGUGUAGCGAUAGUCGUGUCGCACGAGUUGGCACAUCAGUGGUUCGGAAACUUAGUCACACCAUCUUGGUGGACCGAUUUGUGGCUCAAUGAAGGUUUUGCCACUUACGUCGAAUAUCUAGGAGUUGAUGCUGUCGAGCCAUCUUGGCAAGUCUUGGAGCAGUUUGUGGUUGAUGAAAUACAGAAUGUAUUUUCGUUGGAUGCUCUGGAGUCAUCCCAUCAAAUAUCUAUAGAGGUCGGCCAUCCAGAUGAAAUCAACGAAAUCUUUGACAGGAUUUCAUACCACAAAGGCGCUUCCAUUAUAAGAAUGAUGGACCACUUUUUGACAAACAAAGUGUUCAGCAAGGGCUUAAACAAUUACCUAAAGAAUAAAGCGUAUGGCAGCGCGACGCAAAACGAUCUUUGGGAUGCGCUGACUGAACAAGCUCACAAUGAUCAGGUCCUUGACGCGAGCACCACCGUCGCGGAGAUCAUGAAUACCUGGACCUUGCAGACAGGGUUCCCUGUGCUCAGUGUGAAGCGAAAUUACUCCAAUGGCUCAGCUUUGAUAAAUCAGACUCGUUUCCUAAUCAAUCCUGAAAGCAAAACAAGCAGGCAGGACUGCUGGUGGGUGCCAAUUACUUACACAACGGCAGCAACCAAGGAUUUUGAAAGCACCAAGCCAAAGUUGUGGAUGAAGAAGGAGCCGAGGGUGGAGGUCAACGACUUGCCCAAAGGAGAUUCUGACUGGCUGAUUAUGAACGUCCAAGAAACAGGUUUCUACCGAGUCAAUUACGACAAGAGGAACUGGGAAUUGCUGACAAAGGCACUGAACUCUGCAAACUUUGGCGGAAUCCACGUCAUAAACAGAGCCCAGCUGCUUGAUGACUCCAUGUCCCUGGCCAGGGCUGGUCUUUUGGACUACUCAGUUUCCCUGGGCGUCACGAAGUACUUAAACAACGAGCUUGAAUAUACUCCUUGGAAGUCAGCACUCAACGCCCUUGGCUUCAUUGACAGCAUGCUUGUACGAACCGCCGCUUACGCAAACUUCAAGGCAUAUAUGAGUAACCUCAUGACCCGCAUCUACGAAGAAACAGGCUCGGUGGAAAUGCCUAAUGAGCCCCAAGUGACCGUCUACAAGCGGAUUAGAAUUAUGAGCUGGGCCUGCAGCCUGGGCCACCAAGAAUGCGUUAAUCACAGCAUCAGCACGUUCAACCAGUGGCUCAAAAGUGAAAAUCCAGACAAGAAUAAUCCGGUUCCGGCCAACUUGAAGAGUGUGAUUUACUGUACCGCGAUCAAACACGGCGGGCAGAGGGAAUGGGAUUUCCUCUGGGAACGAUAUCAAAAAUCGAAUGUUGGCUCCGAAAGAGAUUUAAUGCUCACCUCUCUGGGAUGCUCCAGAGAAAUCUGGCUAUUGAAUAGAUAUUUGUUGUGGGCUGUGACUGACGGUUCAGGAAUCAGAAAACAAGACUGCGCCAGGGUAUUUGGAGCUGUGUCCAUGAACGUGGCUGGCUCCACAGUUGCUUUUAAUUUCCUGCGCGAUGAGUGGGAUCGCAUUAAGAGCUACGUCCAGAAGUCUGGUGGAUUCGGAGGACUCGCUGAAUUAGCUGACUUGCUUAUCCCCACCAUUACAGGCCAAUCGGAGUACCAGCAGCUGAAGGAGUUCGCGACGAAGCGCGCCAGCGACUUGGGCCCUGCGACUAGGGCAGUGGAGCAGACUAUCGAGCGGGCGCAGGCCAAUGUCAAUUGGAUGAAGAGGAACGCGAGGAACAUUGAGGCCUGGCUCGAAACCGCCGUCAGCGGAAGUUAAUUUAUGCAGUUCAAUUCGAGAGCAAACUCUGAAUUACUAUUUUCCGGAGAAAAGCGACGCCAAACUCAAUGAUUGUGCAUUUUCUAGAUUUAAAAAAAAUUGCAACCCUGCUACCAGUGCGUGCACUGACGCGCAAAUCUAAAUAGAAACUGUAAAUCUAUUCGCUCUGUACGUACUUACUAACUUCCUCGGCUAUUUUUAUAAACAUUUACUGAUUGUUCUAGUGUAAAAUGCCAUGUCUUUGCUUGAAAGAGACAAAGGCAAAGAACUCUCUUAGUUUUGAAGGGUGCGGUCGUAUCGUACCCCAAGAGUUAAUUAUCCUAAUCAUGAUUUUAAUGUUGUUAAACUAAGUUAAUAAAAUUGUGCACGUUUAAUAAAAAGUG
This is a messenger RNA of Cloeon dipterum, 3515 nucleotides long. RefSeq names its product Suppressor of ER stress-induced death (gene superdeath). Lineage: Eukaryota; Metazoa; Arthropoda; Insecta; Ephemeroptera; Baetidae. Gene Ontology annotation, cellular component: cytoplasm. The coding region runs from base 211 to 3132 and encodes 973 amino acids. Gene Ontology annotation, molecular function: zinc ion binding; peptide binding; metalloaminopeptidase activity. The record is from RefSeq and is a predicted model, not a curated record. Gene Ontology annotation, biological process: peptide catabolic process; proteolysis. The transcript has 15 exons.